This is a messenger RNA of Theobroma umbraticum, 2179 nucleotides long. It is a transcript of the gene PGSIP1, whose product is annotated as plant glycogenin-like starch initiation protein 1. Gene Ontology annotation, molecular function: glycosyltransferase activity. NCBI's taxonomy places the organism in Eukaryota, Viridiplantae, Streptophyta, Magnoliopsida, Malvales, Malvaceae. The record is from RefSeq and is a predicted model, not a curated record.
AUUGCCUCCAUUGCCUUCUUUGGUUUUCAGGGCCAGCUAGCCUUCCUUCAUCUCUCUGUCAAGACUAAAGAACCAAAGAUCAUAGGUUUAGAUGCUGCAUGCAUGCUCCUGUUGCUAACAGCUUAGAAAUGAGAGGAGUUAUGGGAAACUCACCUGGUUCUGUCGAGACUAGACACCGGUUAUCUGCAUCAAUUGAGGCAAUAUACAAAAGGAGGUUAAAUAAAAAUAAAGUAAAAGGUGUUGAGAAGCCUUUCCACAUCCCAAUCCAAGAUCGGAACUCAUGCUGCAAAUAUCCUCUGCUGAAACUUGUCUUGGUUAUUAUCGUGUGUGGCACUUUUGUAACACUUUUGUACUCUCCAGAGGUCUAUCACAGUGACCAUCUAUCAGGCGCAAGUUCUCGGCGAAAUUUUAUGAACAGGUGGAUAUGGGGAGAAGCAGAUUUUCGUUAUGUAUCAGAUGUAGAUACAAACUGGGAUGAUGUCAUGAAAGCUAUAGAGAAGAUGGGGGAACAGAAUGACUACCAGGGAAUUGGACUUUUGAACUUCAAUACUACUGAAGUCACUCAUUGGAAGCACCUCAUACCUGAUGCCAACCACAUUGUUCUGCAUCUGGACUAUGCUGACAUGAAUGUAACUUGGGAUUCCUUAUAUCCAGAAUGGAUUGAUGAGGAGCAAGAAGAAGACGUCCCAGUUUGCCUGCCUCUACCUAAGAUUGAAGUCCCUGGAAAACGGCUUGAUCUGAUUGCUGUCAAGCUUCCUUGUAGAAAUGAGGGGAAUUGGUCAAGGGACGUUGCUCGGCUGCAUUUGCAGCUGGCAGCAGCUAGUCUUGCAACCUCCUCCAAGGGCUUUUAUCCGGUGCAUGUGCUUUUUGUUUCAAAGUGCUUUCCUAUUCCAAACAUGUUCACUUGCAAGGAACUCGUAGCACGUGAAAAGAAUGUCUGGUUAUAUAAACCAGACUUGAAUGUGUUGAGAGAAAAGCUCCAGCUUCCAGUUGGGUCUUGUGAACUUGCACUUCCUAUGGGGGUCAAAGAGCCACUAUAUUCAGGGAAUGCAAAGCGAGAAGCAUAUGCUACAAUUCUCCAUUCAGCUCAUGUGUAUGUUUGUGGAGCUAUAGCUGCAGCUCAAAGCAUCCGCUUGUCUGGCUCGACGCGAGACCUUGUGAUACUUGUAGAUGAGACGAUCAGUGUUUAUCACAGGAGUGGGCUUGAGGCAGCUGGAUGGAAAGUCCGGACCAUUCAGAGGAUCAGGAAUCCAAAAGCAGAAAAAGAUGCUUACAAUGAAUGGAACUACAGCAAGUUCCGGUUAUGGCAGCUGACAGAUUACGACAAGAUCAUAUUCAUUGAUGCGGAUCUGCUUAUCCUUCGAAACAUUGAUUUCUUAUUCGGGAUGCCAGAAAUAUCAGCAACUGGAAAUAAUGGCACACUAUUUAACUCCGGCGUGAUGGUCAUCGAACCUUCAAAUUGCACCUUCGAGCUUUUGAUGGAACACAUUGAUGUGUUUGAGUCUUAUAACGGUGGGGAUCAGGGAUACUUAAACGAGGUUUUCACAUGGUGGCACCGGAUCCCACGACACAUGAACUUUUUGAAGCAUUUUUGGAUUGGUGAUGACGAAGAGGUUAAACAAAAGAAAACCCGCCUUUUCGGCGCUGAACCUUCAAUUCUGUAUGUGCUUCACUAUCUAGGUAUAAAGCCAUGGUUGUGCUUCAAGGACUACGAUUGCAAUUGGAAUGUGGAUAUAAUGCUAGAGUUCGCCAGUGAUGUUGCCCAUGAAAGGUGGUGGAAAGUCCAUGAUGCAAUGCCCGAGAAAUUACACCAGUUCUGCAUGUUAAGAUCAAGGCAAAAAGCACAACUAGAAUUUGACAGAAGGCAAGCUGAGAAGGCAAAUUUCACUGACGGCCAUUGGAAAAUCAAAGUUCAGGACAAGCGUUUGAAGGAGUGUAUCGACAAUGUAUGUUCCUGGAAGGGAAUGCUAAAACACUGGGGUGAGAGCAACUGGACCAAUGAUAAAUUUUUUGUUCCAACACCACCUGCAAUCAACACGGCAUCUCUCUCAGGGCUGUGAGUUGUUUCUAAGUCUUAUUUUUUUUUCCUCAUCAUUUUCAUGCCUUGUUUAUGUAAAUGACAGAGUUCUAAAACUGGGUUCUCAUUUCUUUUUAUUCAUAAACAUGUUUAGAUCCAUUA